AUGGCCGACUCGGCCUUUUUCACGGGAUCCCUGACCCCGUAUGUGACCGUUCUCAACUUUUUUUCUUUUCUUAAACAUGAACAAGAGUGUCUGAACAACAGUUUUAUAACAAUCGGAAACCCCUUUUUGAGAGGACCAUCAUCUCGAAAUUUCAUUUUGAACCCAAAUUUGGCCUGAAAAAUGGCCGACUCGGCUUUUUCACGGGAUCCCUGACCCCGUAUGUGACCGUUCUCAACUUUUUUCUUUCUUAAACAUGAACAAGAGUGUCUGAACAACAGUUUAAUAACAAUCGGAAACCCUUUUGAGAGGACCAUCAUCUCGAAAUUUCAUUUUGAACCCAAAUUUGGCCUGAAAAAUGGGCCGACUCGGCUUUUUUCACGGGAUCCCUGACCCCGUAUGUGACCGUUCUCAACUUUUUUCUUUCUUAAACAUGAACAAGAGUGUCUGAACAACAGUUUUAUAACAAUCGGAAACCCUUUUGAGAGGACCAUCAUCUCGAAAUUUCAUUUUGAACCCAAAUUUGGCCUGAAAUGGCCGACUCGGCCUUUUUCACGGGAUCCCUGACCCCGUAUGUGACCGUUCUCAACUUUUUUCUUUCUUAAACAUGAACAAGAGUGUCUGAACAACAGUUUUAUAACAAUCGGAAACCCUUUUGAGAGGACCAUCAUCUCGAAAUUUCAUUUUGAACCCAAAUUUGGCCUGAAAUGGGCCGACUCGGCUUUUUUUCACGGGAUCCCUGACCCCGUAUGUGACCGUUCUCAACUUUUUUCUUUUUUAAACAUGAACAAGAGUGUCUGAACAACAGUUUUAUAACAAUCGGAAACCCUUUUUGAGAGGACCAUCAUCUCGAAAUUUCAUUUUGAACCCAAAUUUGGCCUAAAGAUGGUCGAUUCGGCUUUUUACGGGAUCUCUGACUCAGAUGUAGACCGUUCUCAACUUUUUUUCUUUCUUAAACAUGAACAAGAGUGUCGGCCAUUUUAGGCCAAAUUUGGAGUUCAAAACUGAAAUUUCGAGAUGAUGGUCCUCUCAAAAAGGGGGUUCCGAUUGUUAUAAAAACUGUUGUUCAGACACUCUUGUUCAUGUUUAAGAAAGAAAAAGUUGAGAACGGUCACAUACGGGGUCAGGGAUCCCUGUGAAAAAGCCGAGUCGGCCAUUUUAGGCCAAAUUUGGGUUCAAAAUGAAAUUUCGAGAUGAUGGUCCUCUCAAAAAUGGGUUUCCGAUUGUUAUAAAACUGUUGUUCAGACACUCUUGUUCAUGUUUAAGAAAGAAAAAAGUUGAGAACGGUCACAUACGGGGUCAGGGAUCCCGUGAAAAAAGCCGAGUCGGCCAUUUUAGGCCAAAUUUGGGUUCAAAAUGAAAUUUCGAGAUGAUGGUCCUCUCAAAAUGGUUUCCGAUUGUUAUAAAACUGUUGUUCAGACACUCUUGUUCAUGUUUAAGAAAGAAAAAAGUUGAGAACGGUCACAUACGGGGUCAGGGAUCCCGUGAAAAAGGCCGAGUCGGCCAUUUUAGGCCAAAUUUGGGUUCAAAAUGAAAUUUCGAGAUGAUGGUCCUCUCAAAAGGGGUUCCGAUUGUUAUAAAAACUGUUGUUCAGACACUCUUGUUCAUGUUUAAGAAAGAAAAAAAGUUGAGAACGGUCACAUACGGGGUCAGGGAUCCCGUGAAAAGGCCGAGUCGGCCAUUUUAGGCCAAAUUUGGGUUCAAAAUGAAAUUUCGAGAUGAUGGUCAACCCGAAAAACAUCUCAAAUUGAAAUAAAAAAAUCAAUAAUAGAUGUCUAUUAGUGAAAUGGAAACAAAAGAUUGGAAUGGAUCUCUGAAGAAUGAGCCGUCAGGCAUCAUGGACUUCACCCACUUGGCCGCCGCAAGACCACGAUUGCGCGCCUUCGAGGCGAUUUUUCGAAAUGAUGGUCCACCUAGGAUUUCUUCAAACUAGUAACAGCUUGUACAGCUUCUCAUAAGGUAUCUUUUGAGAAGUUAGGAAGAAUGGAUCUCCCGGCUCAAGCUCAUGGUGGUCGAAAAACUGACUCGGCGGACACAAAAAGUACCGUAACUCAAAAUUUUCUCAUCGUAACCCAUGAUGGUAUGUACUGUAAAAGUUCCUAAAAUUGAAUUACCUAUCGAUUGAUAUAUCACUUGCCUAAUAAAAAAACUCAUAAAUACUGAGAUACGCAGGUGCCCACCUGCCUACCGUAACCCGGCUACAGUAAGAGGAAAUGGCUCAAAAAAAGUUGGGUCCGCAUUUCUGAUGAUGGGUUAUCACACUGGAUGAAGUUUUGUCGAAAAUCAAAAAAAUAUUUUUUAUUGUACCCGUUGCUUUUAGAAAUUUUUUAGAAUAACGGAGACAGCGUGUUAAGGCUACAGAAAAUUGAUCAAAUCCGAUGAAAUUGAAAAAAAUCUCUCUUGGGGCUUAUUCCCUCCGCAAUCCCUAUAGGGAGCACUCCAGCGUUCCUAAGUUUCAUGAGCUUAAAGUGAGUAAAAAAAUAAUAAAAAAAUUUUUGGAAAGAGUUGGCAAAAUCGAGGAGAGAGACGAAAGUUUGAUGAUUCUGAAAUGUUGGAUUAUCCACGUAUAAAUAUAUUUUUAGAAGUUUGAGGCUCCAGAAAAAGUUCAAAUUUCCGAUAAAGUUGAAAGACUAGUAAAAAAUUUUUUCACAGCUAAUUAUUACCGCCGUCCUCAUUCAGAGCCCUCAACUUUGUGGCUCACGUCGCGAUGCGCGGCGGAAUGAUCCUCUUCGUGACGACAAAUCGCGACACGAUGUUCGACGUGGAAAAAGCGGCGGAGGAGGUGAGUUGCACGAUUGGCCGAGUGGCUAAACGACUUGGUCUGGCCAGGAGAUACCCGGGUUCGACUCUCGGCCGUGAUGACAAGAUACUUUGA
Caenorhabditis auriculariae is the source of this 2872-nucleotide messenger RNA. NCBI's taxonomy places the organism in Eukaryota, Metazoa, Nematoda, Chromadorea, Rhabditida, Rhabditidae. The record is from the annotation of a GenBank genome assembly.